AUGGAUGCACCUACUUUUUAUAGUGAAUCUAAGAGAAAGAAACGUGAUGAACCUUUUUCUGACGACAGUGAGGAAGCUAUUUCAUCAGAUGACACGCUCUCACCAGAGGGAACCGAUGGUAUAGAGUAUAAUGAAUCGAGUGAUGAAAGUGAGUUUGAUGGUGAAAUUAGUGAUGUAAACAUUAAUGAAAUUGAAACUCAGGCAAUAGAAAGUCCGGCAAUGCAAAGUGUAUGGCAUAGUACCACUUCAAAUGAAAGAAAGUUUUCGUUAUCUGGGAAGGAAGAACUGUCAAUCGCACCUAACCCUUCUUAUGAAGGGAAAAUCUGGCCUAUUGAUAUGUACUCUCUUUUUUGA
This is a messenger RNA of Rodentolepis nana, 354 nucleotides long. The record is from the annotation of a GenBank genome assembly. NCBI's taxonomy places the organism in Eukaryota, Metazoa, Platyhelminthes, Cestoda, Cyclophyllidea, Hymenolepididae.